GUGUUUUUGCGACUUCCAUUAAUUGAACAAUUCCGCUAACACUGCUGUUAAUCUUGCGGAGCACCUUUUUAUAAACCAAAAUGUCUUUGUAUAAAGCACUUUUGCCUUGUAAAGUUUGGCGUAAUGCACUUGUCCCUUCAAGAUGUGCAACUGUUUAUAAUCCAAUAGUUGAGAAAAUUACCAAAAAGAGAGAAGCGGCUUUGCUUGGAGGAGGACCAAAACGCAUAGAGAGCCAGCACAAAAAAGGUAAAUUAACUGCACGAGAACGAAUUCAUUUACUUCUAGAUGAAGGAUCCUUUCACGAAUAUGAUAUGUUUGCUGAGCACAGUUGUCAUGAAUUUGGAAUGAAUGAACAAAAGUUUGCUGGUGAUAGUGUUGUAACAGGGCAUGGAAAAAUUCAUGGAAGACCUGUGUUCUUGUUUAGUCAGGAUUUUACAGUUUUUGGUGGCAGUCUAUCCAUGACACAUGCAAAUAAAAUAUGCAAGAUAAUGGAUAAAGCUGUUAUGCUGGGUUAUCCUGUUAUUGGUCUAAAUGAUUCAGGUGGUGCUCGUAUUCAAGAAGGCAUUGACUCAUUGGCUGGUUAUGCCAAUAUCUUUCAACGCAAUGUAUCUGCAUCAGGUGUUGUUCCUCAAAUUUCUCUUGUUAUGGGCCCUUGUGCAGGAGGUGCAGUCUACUCACCAGCAAUUACUGACUUUACUUUUAUGGUAAAGGAUACUUCAUAUUUGUUCAUAACUGGUCCUGAGGUUGUUAAGACUGUAACAAAUGAAGAUGUAAGUUUUGAAGAACUUGGAGGGACUAAAGUACAUACAACUAUAUCAGGUGUUGCCUCUGGUGAUUUCGAAAAUGAUGUACACGCUUUAUCUCAAUUACGUGAAUUUUUUGAUUACCUACCAUUAAGUAAUAAAGAUGAAGCUCCGAUUAGAGUUUGCCAUGAUCCACGUGAUCGGUUAUGUCCAAUGUUAGAAAAGAUUGUACCAUUAGAUCCAAUGAAAGGAUAUGAUAUGAAAGAAAUUAUGAAAGCUGUUGCUGAUAAUGGUGAAUUCUUUGAAAUCCAAUCCAAGUGGGCUGAAAAUAUUAUUAUAGCGUUUGCUCGCAUGAAUGGUAAAACUGUUGGUUUUGUUGGAAAUCAGCCAUUAAAACAAGCUGGAUGCUUGGACAUCAAUGCAUCGACAAAAGCAGCUCGUUUUGUGCGCUUUUUGGAUUGUUUUAAUAUUCCAAUUAUUACUUUUGUUGAUGUUCCUGGAUUUCUGCCAGGUGUUCAUCAAGAACAUGGUGGUAUUAUUCGUCAUGGUGCAAAACUUUUAUAUGCAUAUGCUGAAGCCACUGUUCCAAAGAUCACAUUUAUUACUAGAAAGGCUUAUGGUGGUGCUUAUGAUGUCAUGAGUUCUCAACAUUUAAGAGGAGAUACCAAUUAUGCGUGGCCAACUGCUGAAGUUGCUGUAAUGGGAGCCAAGGGAGCUGUGCAAAUUAUCUUUCGAGGAAAAGAUCCCGAAAAAAUGGCUCACGAUGAAAAAGAAUAUGUUGACAGAUUCGCCAACCCAUUUCCUGCAGCUGUAAGAGGAUACAUAGAGGAUAUUGUACAUCCAAGCAACACUCGUGCGCUUAUAUGUAACGACUUAGAAUUACUGACAAAAAAAGACCUUAAGAAUCCAUGGAAAAAACAUGGUAACAUUCCACUGUAAAAGAUAAAAUAUAAACUUUUUGUUCUGUGAAAUUUAAGUGUCUAAACCAAAUGGGAAAUCAAAUAUAAGAAAUUUUUUUUA
This is a messenger RNA of Hydra vulgaris (swiftwater hydra), 1763 nucleotides long. RefSeq names its product propionyl-CoA carboxylase beta chain, mitochondrial. Gene Ontology annotation, cellular component: mitochondrion. The record is from RefSeq and is a predicted model, not a curated record. Gene Ontology annotation, molecular function: propionyl-CoA carboxylase activity. NCBI's taxonomy places the organism in Eukaryota, Metazoa, Cnidaria, Hydrozoa, Anthoathecata, Hydridae.